Molecule: messenger RNA, 1236 nt
Organism: Menidia menidia (Atlantic silverside)
Lineage: Eukaryota; Metazoa; Chordata; Actinopteri; Atheriniformes; Atherinopsidae
Source: the annotation of a GenBank genome assembly
AUGAGGGGAGGUAAGCAAUCGAUUGCUGUAACCAAACUCCCAUAUUUUGGUAUAGCAGUGAAGGCCCGUCCUCUUACUCCGAACCGUGCCAGCAGCCCUGCUGCCAUCAAGGUGAACUGUCAUGGCUCAUGUGGGAUCUCCAACAAAAUGAACGACACUGCAUGGAGUCUGGAGGAGCAGUACUUCAACAGCAUGCUGUCUGUGGCUGACAAAGGGACUCUGUCACCGGGCGAACACAAUUUCCCAUUUCAGUUUCUCCUUCCAGUUUCUGUCCCAACCUCCUUUGAGGGACCCUUUGGAAAAGUUGUUUACCUUGUAAAGGCGGCCAUUGACACGCCCCGCUUCUCCAAGGACUACAAAGCCCAGAGGCCCUUCUACCUACUCAACCCUCUCAACCUCAAUGAGGUCCCUGACAUCGGACAUCAGAGUUAUGCUUUUACCACGAAGAAGUUCAGCUACCUCCUGGUGAAAACGGGGACCCUGAUGCUGAAAACUCAAAGUGACAUGAAGGGUUACAUACCGGGUCAGGUCAUCAAGUUAGCCACUGAGAUCCACAACAAGUCUGGGAAAGACACUGGAUAUGUACUGGCCAGUCUCAUGCAGAAAGUGACAUACAAAGCCAAGCGGCCCGUGGUUGACCUGCGUGCCAUCGCGGAGGUGGAGGGAGCCGGAGUGAAGGCAGGAAAACACGCCGAGUGGAGGGAGCAGAUCAUUGUUCCUCCUCUUCCUCAGUCAGCACUUGCCGGCUGCAGCCUCAUAGACAUCGAUUAUUUCAUUCAGGUGUCAUUAAAAUCCCCAGAAGCCAUCGUCACCCUGCCGAUCUACAUCGGGAACAUCCCCGUGAACUUGUCCGCAUCGAUGCCCAUUCGUCCGGACCUCUGCAGCCCAGCUGUUGCACGUGGUGCUGCAGGGGUGACUCCCAGUGCCCCGCCAGCAGAGGAGGGUCUGGAUGAUGAGCUGUGCGCCGGCGGAACUGCUAGCGAAGAGCUCCCUACUAAAAGUCACUCGCAGCAGGAUCCGUCAGGGCAGCCGGUCACCAUGUCCCCCAGUGCCUUCAGCCACACGCCGGGCGCCGCACUGCCUCCCGGCCACAGACAGCAGGAGGCGUCAGCACCGCUGUUCUGCGUGUCCACUGGAGCGACCAUCCCUUUCUUCACUGAGGAAAAUGUGACUCCAAUCCCCACCUCCUGUUCGCUCAUUCUUCCUCCAGAAUACAGCAGCUGCGACUACCCACAU